Molecule: messenger RNA, 3985 nt
Organism: Cicer arietinum (chickpea)
Lineage: Eukaryota; Viridiplantae; Streptophyta; Magnoliopsida; Fabales; Fabaceae
Product: DNA-directed RNA polymerase I subunit 2-like
Biological process (GO): DNA-templated transcription
Cellular component (GO): nucleus
Molecular function (GO): DNA binding; ribonucleoside binding; DNA-directed RNA polymerase activity
Source: RefSeq, a predicted model, not a curated record
UCUUUGUUUUUUCUUUUAUUUUGGGAUGAAUAUGUUUCCUCUCUUAAACCUCAAAUAAACCCUUGCGGCCACUCAUUGCAAUUCAUCUUUUUCGCGAACUCCGAAACUGUCCAAAAUCAACUGCUCUGUUACUAAACCCUAAUUCCUCAUUUUCUGAACAUCGUCACAGUCACAGUAGAGUUGCAAAGAUGGUGAUUAAAAAACCGGGUCAUCGAAGUUCACUCGAUGACGCCAACUUCGAUGCUCUGCGAGACCUUUUGAAGCCACACAUAGAGUCAUUCGAUCAUAUGAUUGAUGCUGGAUUGAAAACCAUGUUCAUAGGCAUUAAACCUCUUGAAGUUCCUCAUCCUACUCAACCCACUACGCUUAAAAUUUCGAUGGAUAAUCCGAAGAUAUUUGAGCCUCAGAAGGAGAGAGGAUUUUCAAAGUCGCGGAAUAUUUUGUAUCCAUUUGAAUGUAGGCAGGCAAAAAUUUCAUACACAGGGACGUUCACUGCAGAACUUUGCUUUCAAUAUGACAAUGGGCCUAUUGUUAGAGAAAAAUUUAAUUUUGGCCAGUUUCCCAUAAUGCUACAGUCUAAGUUAUGCAACUUGAGAGGUGCUUCUCCCAAGAAACUUGUGUCCUACAAGGAAGAGGCGUCGGAAGUGGGAGGUUACUUCAUCUUGAAUGGCCUUGAGAGAGUUAUGCGACUUUUAAUUAUGCCGAAACGGAAUUAUCCUAUGAGUACGGUGCGCAGUUCAUUUAGUGAAAGGCGGGAAGGAUAUACUGAUAAAGCAGUUGUUAUUAGGUGUGUAAGAGCUGAUCAAACCUCAGUAUCAAUAAAAUUAUAUUACCUUCGUAAUGGGAGUGCAAGACUUGGUUUCUGGAUACUAGGAAGAGAAUACAUGCUUCCUGUGGGCAUUGUUUUGAAGGCCCUUAUUGACACCACUGAUCGAGAAAUUUAUGUAAAUUUGACGAGCUGUUAUAAUGAAAAGUAUGAAAAGGGAAAGGGUGCUGUAGGAACCCAGCUUGUUGGUGAAAGGGCAAAAAUCAUCUUAGAUGAAGUUCGUGAUUUGUCUCUUUUCACUCGUCUUCAAUGUCUACAAUAUAUUGGAGAGCAUUUCCAACCUAUUUUGCAAGGACUAAAAAAUGAAAGCCAUCAUAUUGUGGCUGAUGCUGUUCUGAGGGACUACAUACUUGUUCAUCUGGACAACAAUUUUGACAAGUUCAAUCUGCUCAUCUUCAUGUUGCAGAAACUUUUUUCACUUAUAGAUCAGACAUCAGUACCGGAUAACCCUGAUAGCUUGCAAAAUCAGGAGGUUUUACUCCCUGGCCAUCUGAUUACACUUUACCUUAAGGAAAAACUAGAAGAGUGGCUGCAGAAGGGAAAAAGGCUGCUUCUGGACGAGAUAGAGAAAAAAGGAGCAACGUUUGAGUUUGGCAGAAUUGCUGACGUUAAGAAAGUUUUGGAAAAAAAUCAUACAAAAGGAAUCAGUACAGCAAUUGAAAAUAUGUUGAAAACUGGAAGAUUAGUUACAACUACAGGUCUGGAUCUGCAUCAGAGGGCAGGAUAUACAGUUCAGGCUGAAAGGAUAAACUUUUUACGAUUUAUCUCACAUUUUCGGGCUGUUCAUCGAGGAUCCUCAUUUGCCGGACUUCGUACUACAACUGUGCGGAAGCUAUUGCCCGAAUCUUGGGGUUUUCUUUGCCCUGUACACACACCUGAUGGGGAGCCCUGUGGAUUGUUGAAUCAUAUGACCCGCACUUGUAGGGUUACGUCAUUCUAUGAUUCUGAAGGAAAUAUUAAAGAUUAUUUUAAAAUUAAACUUUCUAUCCUCAACAUUUUAGUUGAGAUUGGAAUGACACAAUCAUUGCCAAAGAUAUUUCUACCUGGCCCACCCGAAGUUCUUACUGUUCUUCUAGAUGGUUGUAUUGUCGGUUUUAUCCCUUCCACCGAGGUUGAGAAAGUUGUCGCUCACAUUCGAGAACUCAAAGUUUCAUCUGCUGCAGUGAUUCCAAAUGAUAUGGAAGUCGGAUAUGUUCCAUUGAGCAUGGGUGGAGCAUAUCCUGGCCUAUACCUUUUCACAUCCCCUUCAAGAUUCGUUCGCCCAGUGAGAAAUUUAUCUAUUCCUUCCACCAAUGAAAAUGUUGAACUCAUUGGUCCAUUUGAACAGGUUUUUAUGGAGAUACGAUGUCCCGAUGGUGGAGACGGUGGAAGAAAAAGUCCAUUUCCUGCAACUCAUGAGGAAAUCCAUCCUACAGGAAUGCUAAGUGUAGUUGGUAAUCUUACACCAUGGUCAGAUCAUAAUCAGAGUCCACGUAAUAUGUACCAGUGUCAGAUGGCAAAGCAAACAAUGGGAUUUUCUUCACAAACGAUUCAACAUCGUGCAGAUCAAAAGUUAUAUCAUCUUCAGACUCCUCAGACUCCCAUUGUUCGCACAAGGGCAUAUUCUGAAUACAGUAUUGAUGAAUAUCCAUCAGGCACAAAUGCUAUAGUUGCAGUUCUGGCAUAUACAGGAUAUGAUAUGGAGGAUGCCAUGAUUCUAAACAAGUCAUCUGUGGAACGAGGAAUGUUUCAUGGACAAAUAUAUCAGACAGAAACUAUCGACUUGACAGAGAAAGGCGGCAAGUCAGACCAAUCUGCAAGAGUAUUUAGAAAAAGUAAACUAGAUAAACCUUGUCCCUCGAUUGAUUCAGAUGGGCUUCCACAUGUUGGUCAGAUGAUAUGGCCAGAUGAACCCUAUUGUAGCACUUACAAUGAGGUAACAAAUAAAACAUACCUCUUCAAAAAAAAGGGUUCUGAACCUGUUUAUGUUGACUAUGUUGCUGUUGACACCAAAACUAAGAAGAAUUUAAAUAAGGUUAACAUACGCUUUCGACAUCCUCGGAACCCUGUCAUUGGUGAUAAAUUUAGCAGUAGACAUGGACAGAAAGGUGUUUGCUCUCAGUUGUGGCCAGACAUUGACAUGCCAUUUUCUGGAACUACUGGAAUGCGUCCGGAUCUCAUUAUAAAUCCUCAUGCAUUUCCCUCUAGGAUGACGAUUGCUAUGCUUUUGGAAUCUGUUGCUGCUAAGGGAGGCAGCUUACAUGGAAAAUUUAAAGAUGCAACUCCAUUUCGUAGUUCAGUGAAGAAAGAUGAUGAGGAGUCUGGAUCCAAGUCAGCUUCCCUUGUUGAUGAGCUUGGUGUUAUGCUAAAAGAGAAAGGAUUUAAUUACCAUGGAUGUGAGGUUUUGUACAGCGGGGUCUAUGGAACAGAACUGACGUGUGAGAUAUUUAUUGGACCUGUUUAUUAUCAGCGGCUACGUCACAUGGUUUCAGACAAAUACCAAGUUCGAUCUACAGGCACUAUUGACCAGGUCACCCGGCAGCCAAUAAAAGGACGAAAGCGUGGUGGUGGGAUACGAUUUGGAGAAAUGGAACGCGACUCUCUACUUGCACACGGGGCUGCAUAUCUUCUGCAUGAUAGGCUCCACACCUGCUCUGAUUAUCACAUUGCUGAUGUGUGCUCCAUUUGUGGAAGCAUGCUUACGACAACAUUCCAACAGCCUCGAAAGCGGCCAGUGCGAGAGAUUGGGGGACUACCCCCUGCAAGAGCUCCAAGAAAAGUCACUUGCCAUGCUUGCCAAAGCAGUAAAGGCAUGGAGAAAGUCGCUAUGCCUUAUAUAUUUAGAUAUUUGGCAGCAGAGUUGGCUGCAAUGAACAUAAAGAUGACUCUCAAGCUAACUGAUGGAGUUGACAUUUGAGAUUGAUGAAAUAUGUUUCCCGAGUAUGCAGAGACUUCUGUUUGUGAUAUUUCAUGAGCCUUUGUUGACUUACUAGGCCUUGGUGCAAGUAAAUGAUGAAACAAUUGAAACAGGGUAUAGUCAAUGGUAAGUAACAAUUCUCCUGUCAAACCUUGAAUAACAAUGCAGCAAUAGAAAAAUUGGAGAAUUAAAGGUUUGGACAACAUUUCUUGUAAUAUUUAGUGCACCACAUUUUCCCCCUAAAUAUAAGACGCUUUGCAAUA